AGUUCUCCGAGGAAAAAAAAGAAGCUUGUGGUAUCUUGCUUCUAGCCUGAAGCUUAAAGUCUGUAGAAUUCUUUCCUCUCCCUCUCACUUUAUACUUCCUUCCCCUUUAGUCUCGGCUGCACAGAGACAAUCAUGAGGACUCUGCUCCAACUAAUCUUCAUGGUCACCUUUCAUCUCUACCUGGCAAGUGGAUAUGAAGGAUCGGGAUACUCACCAGAAGAUGACGAGGAAAUAUAUGCACGCAAUAGAUAUGGAGACAAAGAUACUCCAUGGUGCUCCCCAAUCAAAGUCAAGAAUGGCCAUGCGACCUGUAGCAGUCCUUACCGAUCGCACUACAAGAAUGCAAAGGGGGCAAGAUGCAACAUAUAUUGUCAGAAAGGUUAUGAACUCCAUGGAGCUUCACAAGUCAUUUGCCAGGAGGACAAACGUUGGUCUGGAAAAUAUUUAUGCAAGCAGAAGCGAUGUCCCACUCUUACUAUGCCACUUAAUGGAGGCUUCAAAUGUGUAGAUGGCGCCUACUUUAACUCGAGGUGUGAAUAUUACUGCUCACCAGGAUAUCAGCUGAAAGGAGAGAGAAUUGUAAUGUGUAUGGAUAGCAAAGUCUGGAGUGGCAAGCCUCCGACUUGUGUGGAUCUGGAGCCACCAAGAAUUAAAUGUCCAAGUGUUAAGGAGAAGGUAGCAGAACCAAAUAAGCUGACUGCAAGAGUAUUCUGGGAAACUCCAGAGGGACGAGAUACUGCAGAUGGUAUUUUAACUGAUGUUAUAAUGAAAGGACUUCCCUCGGGCACAGACUUCCCAGAAGGGGACCACAAAAUCCAAUAUACAGUGUAUGAUAGAGCAGAAAACAAAGCGUCAUGUAAAUUUAAUGUUAAAGUCAGAGUUAAGCGCUGUGCAAAACUAAGUGCUCCUGACAACGGAUACAUCAAAUGUUUGGGAGACGGUGAUAAUUAUGGAGCUACAUGCGACUACUUUUGUGUUGGGGGCUAUGAGCUUCAAGGAAGUCCAGCCCGUGUCUGUCAAUUUAAUUCAGAAUGGUCAGGCACAGAACCAACAUGUUCCUUUAUGAACAUUAAUGUUGGCAUAAACGAUGCAGCAACAUUUCUGGACCAGUUUUAUGAGAAAAGGAGAUUAUUAGUUGUAUCAACUCCUACCGCGGCUGAUUUCUACUACAGACUGCAAAUUGGAAUGCUUCAGCAAGGUCAGUGUGGCCUGGACUUACGACAUAUUACAGUAAUUGAAUUAUUUGGAGUAUAUCCAACUUAUAUUGGAAGGAUUGGACGCCGGAUUCUGCCCCCAGCACUGGGAUUCCAGCUCAGGUUGCUGCUAAGAAUCCCCCAGAACAAAUUUCAGUUGGUGGUGUUAGAUAAGCAUGGAAUGGACAAAGAGCGAUAUGCUGUGCCCGUCACUAACACAGAUCUUUUUACUUUGAUUGAUGCCUUUCCUCUUAGGAAAGAUGAGAUGAAACUGCAAGCUGAAUUUGGUCACUCUUGUAACUAAUUAUGGUGCUCGCGUGGUCUAUAAACUGUUUAAAAGGUGCUACCUGCUAUACAUACUUUGGUGUACAGAAUAGAGAUCUGAUAUAUAUUCUCUCUUGAUACAUACAUACAGUAUAGAAUAUUCUAUAUAUGUACUACAGCUAUGGUGUCUAUUAUCCAUAAACUGUUAUCCAGAAAACUCCUAAAUACGGCAAUACUCUUUCCAAUAUCAUUGUGUCUCGAUUUUUGUUCAAUUGGCUUUCUUUCUGUAAUAAUAAGAUGCUAAAUCAUACUUAGUACUGACUAAGCUGACAUGAAUCCAUAUCCAUAGGAAAAUAAUUGUAUCAAUUUUUGUUAAGGUUUAAAUGUUUUCCAUAGUCUUAAGGCAUGGACUUCUUUUUUAUAGGAAAAAAACAGAUCCCAAGCAUCUUGGAUAAUAGAUCCCAUCCUGUAUUAUUUAUACAUGUACUUUGAAAGCAUCAUUUACAGAAAUUAUAUAAAAAAACAAAACAUUUUAGUGAGCCAUUUUCAAUGCUUUAUGCAUUAAACAUUAUAAUAUUAUAAAGCUUGUAUAAAUAAAGCUAUUUUAAUGCUGCAAAUGCUACUGAGUAUUAACAAAGAAAUCAGUGCUGGUUUAAGAAAGCUUUAAAACAAAUCCACUAUUUUAGGAUUUGGCCAAAUCCUGAAUCCUUUGUGAAAGAUUUGGUCAAAUACCAAACCGAAUAU
This is a messenger RNA of Xenopus laevis (African clawed frog), 2201 nucleotides long. It is a transcript of the gene srpx.L, whose product is annotated as sushi repeat containing protein X-linked L homeolog. Bases 133 to 1497 code for a protein of 454 amino acids. The record is from RefSeq and is a predicted model, not a curated record. Gene Ontology annotation, biological process: phagolysosome assembly. The transcript is spliced from 10 exons. Lineage: Eukaryota; Metazoa; Chordata; Amphibia; Anura; Pipidae.